AUGGAAUCCAUGAAAGAUAAGAAGCCAAUAUCAAUAUUGACGGAUGGCGAUGAGGCAAUGCGUAAAGCCAUUGAUGAUGUGUUUCCCAUGUCUAACCAUCGGUUGUGCUCAUGGCAUGUGUCAAGGAAUGCACAAAAUAACUUGAAGGAUGAUGAAUUGGUAAGAAAUUUUCAGGCAUGUAUUUGGGAACCAUUUGCAUUGGACGAGUUUGAGAAGAAAUGGGAGGUUCUAAGGGAAAGAGCGAGUACUCCGAAACAAAAAGAAUGGUUGGAAAUGAUGUAUGCAAAAAGUGACUCAUGGGCUGAAUCAUGUUUGAGAGGAAAGUUUUUCGGUGGUAUGUGCACCACUCAACGUGUGGAGUCUAUGAACAAGUAUGUGAAAGAUUACUUGAGGAAAGGUGUGAAGUUGUUUGAAUGUAUUCCAGCAAUUGAUAGGGCUAUGUUACGUCUUAGGAAUACCACGGCAAAGGAUGGUUUCAACGCAAAGUACUCAACACCAGUCCUUAAAACCACAUUGACAAAACUCGAGCAACAAGCUUCUUUGAUUUACACGCAUAGAUGCUUUGUAUUGGUUCGUCAGGAGAUCGAAUCUUGUUCAGCACUCAUCCAUGAUAAUGUGAUGCAUAAUUUUGGAGGUCGUGUAUACGUAUUGUCAAAAUAUGGUGAACCGCAUAAUAAAUGGACUUGUGUUUACCACGGUGGGGAACAGAUACGGAUACAGUGUGGAUGUCGGAAAUAUGAAAGUGAAGGGAUCCCGUGUUGCCACCUGUUUUAUGUAAUGAAGUGCGAGCACCUUACGGAAAUUCCUCCAGCACUCAUAAUGAAGAGAUGGACAAAGAGUGCCCAAACUGAUACAUGUAGGGAAUUUAUCAGCAAAGGCGAAGACACUACCAAGGAAGUUGUAGAAAUGGCGAGGUAUGGAAGUUUAAGUGCUAUGUCAAACAAAGUUUGUUUUUAUGCAUCAAAGAGUACAAAUGGUUAUGCCAUGUUGACGAAUGAGUUUAGUAGAUGGGAGGGAAUUUGUGAAGGCUUACGGCAAAAGGAAGAAGAGACGAGUCUGAAAUUGGGUAGCGCUGAGCAAUGUCCUUCAAAUAUUGUGAAAGAUCCAAAUAUCGUUAAGACAAAAGGCAGUCAAGCAAGGCAGGGUGGAACGCGCAAGCGUUGA
Messenger RNA from Prunus persica (peach), 1164 nucleotides. RefSeq names its product protein FAR1-RELATED SEQUENCE 5. Lineage: Eukaryota; Viridiplantae; Streptophyta; Magnoliopsida; Rosales; Rosaceae. The record is from RefSeq and is a predicted model, not a curated record. Bases 1 to 1164 code for a protein of 387 amino acids. The transcript has a single exon. Gene Ontology annotation, molecular function: zinc ion binding.